AUGGAGGACCUGACCAAGGGCUACAGAAGCGACUUUUCCGGGCUGCGCCCGUUUGAAAGAGCGGCGGCAGUCAGAAAGGUCCAGGGCGAAAUCCUCGCUGGACUCCCUCUCAACACCCUCUACGUCGUGCUCUACGUUCGCGCUGACCCUCCCAUUGCCAACGACUUCCACUGGGGUCUCUAUUUCCACACUGACGCCUCCAGUGGCUUCAAGUAUCAUGUGAAGAACCCCAGCACCGACGGCAAGGGAUGGCUUGCGGACCACGGCAGAACUGGAGGUCUCUUGAAGUCUAACCUUCUUUGUGUUAUCAUUCAGAUCGCACGCGUCCCUGGCGAUAAAGUCGCUCAAGUCGAUCCCUUCAUGAGGUUCUAUGACGGCAACCUGAAUGCAAUGCCUGGUAUCACUUGCCGCGUUUGGGCGCUCUUGCAAUUCUGCAGAAGCUCAUGGACCAGGGCAUUGUGA
Messenger RNA from Aspergillus aculeatus ATCC 16872, 462 nucleotides. RefSeq lists its product as uncharacterized. The record is from RefSeq and is a predicted model, not a curated record. The coding region runs from base 1 to 462 and encodes 153 amino acids. The transcript has a single exon. Lineage: Eukaryota; Fungi; Ascomycota; Eurotiomycetes; Eurotiales; Aspergillaceae.